UUUUGAUUUGUACAGUAAAAGAGGGCCCUAAAAUUUUUGAUUCUGCACAGGGCCUAUGUAUGCUCUGGGCCGGGCCUGUCCAACACAUUUGUAAUGUAAGCACAAUGUCCUAUGAAUUUUUUUUUCACCUAGAGAAACAUGGUCUUUUUUCUAUAUCUUACAAAGUUACUUGUAUAUUAUGUAUGAUAUUUACAUAUUAAGCGUGAUAUAGUAGAAUAUUUAACAAAACAAUAAAACUAAGAUAGUUACUUACCAUUUCUGAAGAUAAACUUACCAUAUUAAUUAAUGAUGACAAUUUUAAGAUAACAGAGUUGUAAAUCAACAUUUGAAAGAGUUAAAUAUAUAUAUAUAUAUAUAUCUAUAUAUAUAUGAAAGAUUAAUGACCGAGUACUCUUCUUAGUCAUCUUUUUUUGUGCACAAAUAUUGCAAUCUGAUAAAAUAUCUUACAUUAUUCCUAAUAUUUCAGCUACAAACAACAAAAACUCAUCUUAUUCAUCCAAACCAUGAACAAAGUCAUUAACCAUGAGAUUCAUUACCAAAUUUUAUCAUAUGUUUCAAGAAAGAUCUUAAAUCAAAUUGGUCCACCACUAGAAUCACUUUUGUUAUGCAUUGAUUGUCGAAUUCAUGUGAAAGAAUUCAUCAGUUUCAAUAUCUUAUGUACAUAUUGAAAAGAAGAGAUAAUAUAUAUAUACAUGACAAAACUUUUGGACUUAUUCAGGGGAAGGUGGAUGAAAUUGUCCAACAAUGCGGUGCUGAGGUUGCCGUGAUUUGUUAUUCUACUGACCAAGUUUCUCCUCUUUUUCACGGACUUCCUAGAUCUGAGAAUUUUUUUUUCUUAUGGUUUUAGUUCUAACACAUAUCUUCAUGUCUUGGUCUAAAGGCGGUGCUGGAGCGAUUCAAAGCUGAAAAUCUUGGUAGCAAUCUUGAGUUUGUUCAGUCUCUUAAUCAAGCAUUGGCAAACAUAAAUUUGGCAACUCUGUUUCAGAGAAUAUAAGCAAAAUGUAAGCAAAAUGUAUGCAAAAUAUAAGCAAAAUGUAUGCAAAUGUUCUAUGACAAUUUUUUCCACUAAGAGAAGCAUGAUAUCUUUUGUAAAUCAUAAUAUGUAUGACACUUACUUACUAAGUGUGAUAUAGUAGAUUAUUUAACAAAAUAAUUAAACUAGAAGAAUUACUUUCAAUUUAUGAAGAUGAAAUUCUCAUAAUUAUAAUGACAAACUUUAACAUAAUACAAUUGUAGAUCAAACAUUUGAAAUAAUUAAAUAUUACUCCUAUAUUUCAUUUAUAAACAACAAUCACUUAUCUUAGUCAUCUAAUAAGAUAUAUUAUUUUCAAUAUUAGCUGCACACAUCAGCCAUUCAUCUUAGUCAUCUAAGCUUGAUUUUGGGCAAGGUUUUUGUGGCUCUUGUGGAAUUUAAGCAAACAGGUGCGGAGACCUCUCAACUCAUUAUGAGACAAAUCGUCCAAAUUCAUUGUUGCCAACGUUUGAUUAAGAGAAUAAAUGUUCUAAUCAAGAUCUUCAAUGCAAGAUAGCAUAUAAUGGUGAUCUCAACAUUGAAAGUUUUUGAAAUUUCAUCAGUUUUUUUUCUCAAAAUACUCAUUGUGUGAAAACACUUACGGCUAGUGUCAUAGUUUAUAACAAAAUAAUUAAUUUUAAAAGUUAAAUAUCUAGUCAUACUAAAUUUUAUAUUGCUCAUUUUUUUGACACUCCACCUUUUACCAAACAUGGAUAAUGACUUGGAUAAAACAUAAUAAAUUGAUUAAAAUGUAAUGACUUUUAUAAGUUACAUAAUUAAGUAAGAUAAUAAGAAAAUAUAAUUUAGAUUGUUUUAAAACUAUAUUAUUAUUUUUUCAUCGGAAUGAAGUUUAUCUCUAAUUUUUAUUAACACUUCAAACAUUUUGAUAUUAUUGUAUCAAUUUUCAUUUAAGAACACAUUCACAUUUUAUGACGGAUAUUUCUUAUAUACAAGAUAAUCUAAUAAAAUAUAAAAACUUAAAUCAUAAAAUUUAAUUAAAUAUAUAAACCAUAAAAUAAACUAUUAUUUUUAUUUUACAAGUUUAUUUUAAAAUAUAGAAAUCUAAAUUAAUCAAUAAUUAUAUUAAUAAAUAGAAUAUUAUAAUCCAAACAUUUUUAAUUUAUAGAAUUUUAUUGUAUAUAGUGAGUCCCCAUAAAUGAGGUCAUGUUGCUAUGCUGCCUAAGGUAUCAAUACAGCUAGACAUUUGUAUUGCCUUCCCAUACAAAGACCAUGUUUCAAUCAUAAUCCACAUUGUGAUGUGAAUCUGUAUUUAGCUGUGUCAUGGGGCCAUUGUUAGUAACAAAGCUUCAAGAAGUUUCAAGCGCAUUUUCUUCCAAUGGUAAAUUUCUAAAAAUGAGGUUCUAGAUAAUAAAAUAUAAGAUUUUAGUUUAAUGUAAUUAUUUAAUUAAAUUUUUUUCAGGAGUUUUCAUUUGAGAACUCUUUCUUAGUUUCUUUCAGAUUUCUUUUAUUUUGUAUAUUGUUAAGAUAAUUGAUGAGAUCUCCACAAUGGAAAUGCUCUAGAUGCAAGUCUUGUUGUGGUUUGCUAGAUUCUAAGUUUUCAUAUGAAAAAACUAUCUAAACCCAUGUUACUGUAGCUUUCAAUUGAUUUGCAACUACUAUUAUAUUUGCAAAAGAUCAAAACAACCAUUCAAAAGACUUUCAUUCCUAUGAACUUUGAAAAUUUUGAGAUUUCAUUGUUAUUAGUUCUUGGAUUUCAAAAGUCUUAAUAGAAUCCAUUGUUAUUGGUUUAAGAAUUUUCAAAAUCCAUUCAAAUCCCUUGUUAUUCAAAAAAUUUAGUUAUCAUUGAUUCUAUAAUUCUAACUAAAUCUAGUGUUAUUAGGUGAUGAAUUUUAUCCAAUUUUACUCAUAAGACUCAACUUUCACAAUAUCAUAUGUAUCCAUGUGAUUUUCAAAAUUCAUGUGAUAAAAAACUAGAAAUCAAAAUAAUUAUACUUACCAAAUAUAUAUUGCACUUUAAAUCCAAAUUAUAUGUCCAAAACUAUAAUUUAUUAUACUUUUUCAUUUUUGAAUAUAUAUAAUUAUUUUUAUAUUGUUUUAUCAUUUUGAAUAAAAAAUUAUAUUUAUAUAUUAAAAAAUUAUAAUAAAAUUAAAAGCAAAAUUUGACAAUUGUUUUUGAAAAAUCAAAUAAAUUAUUUAAAAAUUAUAAAAAGUUCGAAUUUAAAAACAUAUUAUUCGAAUUUUUUUAAAAAAAAAUUAUUAUUUUUAUUUUUAUAUUUUAUUAUUUAGAUAUCUAUAAAGCAAUGGGUAAAAUAAUCUUUUGUUUUUAAUGAAACUUAUUUUGGUCAUUUUCCUCUUUGAGUGAUUUUUUUUGUAACAAAACUUAAAAGAAAUUAUUUAAGAGAAUUGCUCAGUUUUGUAUGUAUCACUAUUAUUUAUUUUUAAUUGGAAAGAAAAUAAAUAAAUAAUCAUGCAAUAUUAUUUAUAAAAAAAUCAAUUAUAUAUUUACUUUACAAAUGAUAGAAAAGAAGUAAUACAAAUUCAUGAAAAUCUAUACCAAUCUAAAAAAAAUAUGAUCAAAUUUCAUAAAUCAAUAUAUAUAUAAAUUUACAAAAUUGACUUUUUUAAAUCUAUCAACUCUUAAAAUUUAUAAAUUCUAUAAAGGAAGCAUAAGGCCUAAGACAAACAAGGCGAGAGAGAUAUCCAAAUCCUCCAAUUAUUGGACUUUCAUCUGUAACUUUCCCGUAAUGGGCUUUUCUUUCCUUUUUUCCGUUUCUUGACGGAGAAGUUUCUUGACGGAGAAAUGGAGCAAAAUAAAUAUAGGGUUUGACUCAAACCGUUUGAGAGAGUUACCUGAAAGUGAAAGGCUGAAAGGGGAUCGUACGUGAAGACAAAACAAGUGCGAGGCCAGAGAGCAAGAUGCCUAGAAUUCCAGCUCUCAUGAUCUAAUUACGUCAUGUGAUCUCUCUAGAGAGAGAGAGAUGUCUAAUUACGUCAGAACUACACGCGGCUCGGAACAACGAAGGCUCCAGUGUCUACAAGACAUCCAAAAAUUGCAAGAGGAGAUCAAGUUGUUACAGAUUUCAAACGAGAAACUGAAUGGUGUCGUUCUCGACGAUAUGAGCUUCACCGAGCUGGCUUCACUUGGAAGUAUGUUGGAUGAGGGCUUCCGCAUUGUGGACGAACAACUAGACAAUGCACACGAGGAAAUAACAACCAAGCGGCUUUUUGAGUACGAUCUUAUGGGGGGAGACUGGACUCAAAGAAUAGAGAAAGAAGAUUUGGCCUACCAAUCCCUUCUAGCGGGGAGAAGAGUAGCUCUGAGGAACAAGGCUAGAGAAUUCCGCCUCAGCCCUCCAGAAACCCAACCUUGGCGUAGCGAUGACCCUGAAAGACUGAAGAUGGACAUCGACUCUCUGGAGAUGGAGAAAGAGAGACUACGUCUUUUCAACCAGAGAAUGCUUGGUAAAGAGCUUGACGGUAUGAGCUACUCCGAGCUGUUCGUGUUUAGCUUUGAGAUAUCAGGUGCUAUCAUGAAAGUUGUGUCGAUGAAGAAGAUAAAACGUGACGAAGAGAUGGGGAAGACAAAACGUCCAAGGCCGCCGGUCAACAAGGAGGCUAUCUCCCCGGGACAGAUAUGAUGGUGGUGGCAGGUUCUCUUCGCUCGUGACAACACUAAGAGAUUGGAUAUCGUUUUGUUUAAUAAGAGUGUCUUGUGACGUGGCUACUAUUAUGUACUUGGAUGAUUUUUAUGGUUAGUUCUGUCACUUUUGUGUUAUGUCUCUAUGGUGAUACGAUUAAACUAAAGACUUUCGCUA
Messenger RNA from Brassica rapa (field mustard), 4788 nucleotides. RefSeq lists its product as uncharacterized. The record is from RefSeq and is a predicted model, not a curated record. Lineage: Eukaryota; Viridiplantae; Streptophyta; Magnoliopsida; Brassicales; Brassicaceae.